Messenger RNA from Quercus robur (English oak), 1194 nucleotides. Its product is annotated as peroxidase 47-like. The transcript is spliced from 4 exons. Gene Ontology annotation, biological process: hydrogen peroxide catabolic process; response to oxidative stress. Lineage: Eukaryota; Viridiplantae; Streptophyta; Magnoliopsida; Fagales; Fagaceae. Gene Ontology annotation, molecular function: peroxidase activity; heme binding. The coding region runs from base 142 to 1086 and encodes 314 amino acids. The record is from RefSeq and is a predicted model, not a curated record.
CUUCAUAUACUACAAACUCCAUUCCUCCCCACUAUAUCAAGAUUUUUCCUUUUCUUAGCCUCAUAUUCCUCAGUUCUUUUGUUUUAGCUACCUUAUUUACGUUUUAAACAUAUUCUAAAAAGAUCUCUAAGUUUUGUUAAGAUGGUUAUUCGCAAAUUCUUUGGUGUAAUUUUAGUAAUAGAGUUGAUAGUGAAUGUUUUUAGAGUAGCAGAUGGUUUGAGCAUGCAAUAUUAUUUGAUUAGUUGCCCAUUUGCUGAACAAAUUGUGAGGAAUACAGUUACCAGAGCCUUGCAAGCCGAUCCUACACUAGCUGCCGGCCUUGUUAGAAUGCAUUUCCAUGAUUGUUUCAUAGAGGGAUGUGAUGGGUCGGUUCUCAUUGAUUCAACAAAGCAAAACACAGCAGAAAAAGACUCCCCUGCAAAUUUGAGCUUGCGAGGAUAUGAAGUUAUUGAUAAAGCAAAAGAGGAGCUUGAAAAACAGUGCCCGGGAGUAGUCUCAUGUGCUGAUAUACUAGCAAUGGCUGCUAGAGAUGCAGUAUUCUGGGCCGGGGGUCCAGUUUAUGACAUACCUAAGGGAAGAAAGGAUGGUAAGAGGUCUAAAAUAGAAGACACAAUCAACCUUCCUGCACCCUUCUUCAACGCCUCUCAGCUGAUUAACAUGUUUGGGCAGCAUGGUUUUAGUGCCCAAGAAAUGGUGGCCCUUUCGGGGGCACAUACACUAGGAGUGGCAAGGUGCUCAUCAUUUAAGAGCCGAUUGAGUAGCGUGGAUCCAAAUUUAGAUUCAGAUUUUGCAAAGACAUUGUCCAAAACAUGCAGUGCUGGUGAUAAUGCAGAGCAACCCUUUGAUGCCACAAGAAAUAAUUUCGAUAACCUUUACUUUAAUGCAUUGCAAGGAAAAAACGGAGUGCUUACUUCAGAUCAAACAUUGUAUGCAUCCCCACAAACUAACAGAAUUGUGAACGGUUAUGCAUUCAACCAAGCCAUGUUCUUCUUUGAUUUCCAACGGGCAAUGCUGAAAAUGAGUUUGCUUGAUGUUAAAGAACGUUCAAAAGGCGAAGUACGACAAAAUUGUCAUAAAAUUAAUUGAUAAUAAAGUUUCUAUUAAGUAAAUUAAGCCUUUGUCUUUAGGGUGUAAUUGCAAAAUUAUGUUAGCAAAUUAAUAAAAUGGUCCGUACCUUAGUGUGCUUUGCGUUCC